This is a messenger RNA of Aspergillus welwitschiae, 966 nucleotides long. RefSeq lists its product as uncharacterized. The transcript is spliced from 4 exons. The record is from RefSeq and is a predicted model, not a curated record. Gene Ontology annotation, molecular function: RNA binding. Bases 1 to 966 code for a protein of 321 amino acids. NCBI's taxonomy places the organism in Eukaryota, Fungi, Ascomycota, Eurotiomycetes, Eurotiales, Aspergillaceae.
AUGGCUGCCUUGUUCUUCGCCACCCACCCGUCAACUCCCCAGUCUCAGCUGUGGAAUCCAUCCUUCUCUUCUCCUGGGCAUCAGCCACAAUCACUUCAGAUUACCAGGGAAAACGCCCAGUUCAUCCUUCCCACGGAUGCCUGCGUACAUGUGGGAAAUCUCUCCAGGGGUGUCUGUCCGGAAAUCCUCCGGCACGAACUGGAGCAGCUCCUCUUCCAGUUCGGUACGUGCUGGGCGCAGGUUCGCGAAGGAAAGACUGGUCUUUUUAGCGGUUGGGUGCAGUUCACAGAAAGGUCCCACGCUCAAGCAGCUAUCAGGCAGCACCAUAAUAUUUUCCUCAGAGGUCGUCCUCUGAGAGUACAGGCCGCAAAUGGCCUCAGAAACCGUGUAGAGCCGGUGGUGCAUCGCGAAGAAAGGGCUGGGAUAACCACCUCGCCACUUUAUAUACCCUCUAUGGCUAUACCAUCCUGCCAGCCCAUCGCGUAUGAGCCUGCUAUGAUGUAUAGCUGGUCACCGGCUCUACCAGUAUAUGGUAGCCUUUAUAUACCCCCUCCUCCCCCUCCCCCUCCUGUCUCUGGUACCUUACCUCCCCUAUCCUCAUGCCCUACUCAUCACACAUUAUCACCACAAGCCCUCAACGCAUAUACGCCACAUUCCUCUUCCUACACUUCUUCCCUAUCGAGCAACACCCUUGACACACAGCCUACGACACCCGGCUGCGAUGGAGUAGUAGCAUGCGAGGCCGAUCAAGAAAGGGAGGAGGAGUAUAUCAAGGACAACCGGUCCAACCUUCCCUGCGACAUGCCACUAUCUACCGGCCGCACAGUCAGGGACUACGUUAACGAAGUGAAAAGGUUGCGGGGGGUUGACCUCAGCGAUGAGACCACCCGUGAACUCAUCUUGGAGUUGGAGGAAGAGGCCCGGGAUCAAGGCUUGUUGCCUGCGCUGACGUCCAAGCCAGACUGA